Messenger RNA from Penicillium brevicompactum, 1818 nucleotides. Its product is annotated as S8/S53 family peptidase. NCBI's taxonomy places the organism in Eukaryota, Fungi, Ascomycota, Eurotiomycetes, Eurotiales, Aspergillaceae. The record is from RefSeq and is a predicted model, not a curated record. The transcript is spliced from 3 exons. Gene Ontology annotation, biological process: proteolysis. The coding region runs from base 1 to 1818 and encodes 605 amino acids. Gene Ontology annotation, molecular function: serine-type endopeptidase activity.
AUGAGCGACUCAGCAAAACACUCCCACACUGAGUUCGCGCGCAAAGUCGUUCAAAAUCUGCUCAAGGCGGUCCAGGAAGCUGCAAAGGAGCCCGGAAGCAAGUCAUUUUGUGUAGCAUUCGAAGGAGAGCUUGCCAAUGUCGAUUCUCAUCUGGAAAAAUAUUUGGAUGGACUCGGUAAGGCGUUGUCCGAGUCUCGGAUCAUGAAGCUCUUAGACACUCUCCAAAACGUAUACCAGCGAAGGUCAGACAUUUCAAAGGGUAUCUUCGUUAACCAGCCAUUUCUCUCUGCUCGCUUUGGUGAAACGAAUGAGCCAUCACGGCCCAAUAACAACGCUUUCAGAUCACAUGGAUUUCCGAAAUUACUUGCACUUGGCAUCAUGCUCAUGGAGAUCGAGCUCAAUGUCAGAAUCGAGGAUUACAGGAUGCCAGAUCUCAACUCCAAUUCUCAACCUACUGUUAAUGAUGAACAUUUCGCGGCUAUGAAUCUUUUUCGAAGAGAACACCUAUGGGAGGAACAAGAGACAUUCCAAGUUGUCAAGGAUGUUAUUGAAAUGUGUUUGGUACCAGACCGGUUCAAUCCAUUACUCAAUGACGAAAAAGGCCUCCGAGAUGCCCUGAAGAAGAAUAUUGUGAAUUCACUUCAUGCGCUUUAUAUGCCUACCUGGGGUGAUCCAGAGACUUCUCUAAUUCGCCCAGCACGAUUCAAUCAUUCUGCCAUCUCUCUUCUCAGGACCGAUGAAAGUCAGCCUCGCCCGGUGUCAUCGCCAGUUCUGUCCGUAUCUCCGCAGUUAAAGCCUGAAUCACCAGAGCAUCGUUUCCUUGAGUGUUCAUCCAAGCCGCAUGAUUAUCUUGGUUCACCUGUGACCUCCGAUGAUUGGUUCGCAAAGUUAGAUGAUCUGAGCUUCUUCCUUCGACCGAAGCAGACGGAUGUGGACGACACAUAUACGCCUGUACGAAUCGCUAUUCUUGAUACCGGUGUUCGUUAUGAUUGUAGAAGCUUUGUCGAGGAUUUCAAAGACUUUGAGGACCCAAGUAACCUGGAAUGUGCCGACAACACAAACCACGGAACAAAUGCCGUAUUCUUAACCAAAAGGGUAUACAAACAGGCUAGAAUAUUUGUUGCCAGGGUGUUCAACAACUCACAAGCAACGAGCAGAACCCCUGUCCUCAUGGCAGAAGCAAUCCACCACGCGAUUCAAAUGUGGAAAGCCGACAUCAUAAUCAUGCCAUCGGGAUUUAGCUCGGAAAAUAUCGAGUUGGAGCGAGCUGUUGACGAAGCCCGGAAUGCCCAUGUCCUGGUCUUUGCAGCAGCCUCGAACUUUGGCAACAUUGAGCAUAUCGCGUUCCCGGGCCGUCUUUAUGCUCACCUGAGGCUAUUUUGCAUGUUCUCCACGGAUCCAAACGUCCGCGCCCUUCCCCAUUUCAAUCCAACGCCAUCUUCAAGAGCAAGACACAGUUUUGCUAUUCUUGGUGAAGGAAUUCGGCUCGCGCAAGAUAUAAACCAGUCACUGUCAGGAACUUCGUUUGCAACAAUGAUUGGUGGCGCGCUCGCUGCUCGCAUCUUGGACUUUGCAAGACAGAAGGAGAUUGGCAAAAGAAUUCGACAAGUUUAUAGGCUCCACACUGUCGAGGGCAUGUCGGCGAUCUUCGAGAAAAUGGUCAAUGGCACUGUUGAUAAUGGUUACCAUUGUAUGGCGCCAUGGAAAUUGCUUCGAUCCGAAGUAGAAAAUCAAGGGUCUGCCAGCGAAAGGCUGUUACAGCGUAAAUAUGUGCGCGAGACGAUAUCGAGAGCAUUGGCAGAUAUGCAUAUUUCUUGA